Molecule: messenger RNA, 621 nt
Organism: Aegilops tauschii subsp. strangulata
Lineage: Eukaryota; Viridiplantae; Streptophyta; Magnoliopsida; Poales; Poaceae
Source: RefSeq, a predicted model, not a curated record
AUGUUGUAUGCUGACUACUUUGAGAAUGUCGCGCUCUUCAAACCACAUCAAUUCCGUCGCCGGUUCUGGAUGGCGAGACAUGUGUUCAAUCGUAUUCGGGAGGUCAUGGUAGCAUAUGACUCAUACUUUCAGUGCAAAGAGGAUGCCCUUGGCAAGCUUGGCUUCUCGUCUUACAAGAAAUGCAUUGCGGCUAUUCGUAUGCUUGCAUAUGGAAUACCGGGCGAUCUUGUGGAUGAUUUCUGCAAGGCCGUGUUGGCAGUGUUUGGCCCUGAGUACCUGAGAGAGCCUACCGCCGCUGAUACAGAGAAGCUGUUGGCGAUCAAUGCCGGCAUGUGCUUUCCAGGCAUGCUUGCUAGCAUAGAUUGUAUACACUGGAAGUGGAAUACCUGUCCAUUUGCUUGGCAAGGGCAGUACAAGGGCCAUCGUUCUCUGGUGUUUGCAAGGCUUGCGGAAGGCCACUCCCCAGAGGUCAACUUUGAGAUCAAUGGCCACCAUUACAACAAGGGGUACUACCUAGCUGAUGGUAUCUAUCCUCAGUGGUCAGCUCUUGUGAAGACAACACCCAAUCCGCAAGGAGAGAAGAGACAGAGAGUGCUAGGAAGGAUGUGGAGCGUGCUUUAG